This is a messenger RNA of Harpegnathos saltator (Jerdon's jumping ant), 8919 nucleotides long. RefSeq lists its product as uncharacterized. The record is from RefSeq and is a predicted model, not a curated record. Gene Ontology annotation, molecular function: protein binding. Gene Ontology annotation, biological process: chromatin remodeling. Gene Ontology annotation, cellular component: CERF complex. Lineage: Eukaryota; Metazoa; Arthropoda; Insecta; Hymenoptera; Formicidae. The transcript is spliced from 9 exons. The coding region runs from base 1256 to 8158 and encodes 2300 amino acids.
UAAACUUACAGCUACCGCCGUCAGAUUGCGCUUGCGCCACGCUCUCGCCGAAUGCACGUGAGUUUGCCCACUACGGACAGUCUGUGCUGGUCCGCACCCGUGUAAAGUGUAGUUGAGUUUGCGUAUCGUGUCAGGUAUCGUCGAGCGCGCAAGAGGAUACGUGCCGAGCAUUGCACACGCCUUAACCGAAUGUGCGAGCGAGCAACCUUCCCUCGUCUUUCAUCGGCAAUUCGUCCGGACCAGGCGCUCUGAGCUCGUUUUCGCGCGGCCGCGACAACGGCAGCCGCGACGGCGACAGCGGCUGGUGGUUAUGUGUUUUGGAUCAUCCGCAAGUCCGUGCGCCCCGAUUAGAAUGACCGCGAGUGUCGCGCGCAUCCAUCGCGAACUGCACGACGAUCGUGUCGCGGCCAGAUAAAUCAGUGAGACAAACGGCGACGAAGAAGAAGACGAGAACGACGUUGUCGUCGACUGCGACGUCGGCGCGCGCGCGCGCGCGCGCGAGAGAGAGAGAGAGAGAGAGAGAGAGAGAGAGAGAGAGCGCAAGAGAGAGCGGCCCGCCGAGCGGCUGGCGAUACAAACGAAUGCGCCCUAAGCCGCUAGCUGCGUUCACCGAUCCCUCCAGCGAACCCAGCCAGCUAGUUAUGCUCGGCGAGCUAUGCGAGCUCGCGCUUACCGCACGUUCGCUCGCGCCUACUGGGACUACUACGGGUGUUGUGCACCGUUGAUGAGCAUCCCGGUGUUUUAAUAUAUACGGGCUCGGCAUUACACGCACCCAUAUAUAUUACACACACACACACACACAUACAUACACACACACUAUUUACACAUACAUAUAUACACACACACAUACAUACACGACCCCACACCAACAUUACACAUCAUACACAUAUACACGUACUUAUACUUAUCCAUAUCAUACAUAUAUGCAUGUAAAAUAUACAUAGCAUAUAUACAUAUAUGUGUACAUCGCCGGGCGGCGGAAGUGUUUUGCUCGGUUCUCUUCGUCGCGCGCGCACAGACUGCGCUACGCUACGCGCUGUACGAGCCUCUACAUCGUCACCUCUCUCUCUCUCUCCUUUUCGCCCGCCGCGGCGCCGGGUACGGCCUACCGAGGAAGGCGAUCCGCGCUCGCCCGCGUUUCGUUGCGACUCGAUCGGACUCGAAACCGACUCUCCGACGCUGAUCUUCGUCAAGCUCCACCGUGUCUGUCCCGCCCUGACGUGAUUCGCCCGGUUCGCCCGCCACACGACGGGUUAUGUUUCGAACUUUCAUCGGGAUCCUAGACAUUCAAUCGUGGUGGGAGGUGCCAAGUAUAGCGCACUUUUGCUCAUUAUUUAGAGCUGCCUUCAAUCUUCUGGAUUUUGAUAUCGAGGACUUAGAAGAGGCUUUAUUAACUGACGGAGGUACCGAGGGACGACUGCUUCAGGAGCUAAUAGUGAAGUUGUUGGAGGGUUGUUUGCCAAAUGACACUCGCAAUGACAUCUCUACCUUUAAUUAUCAGAUGUUUUUACGUAGACUCUUUCGGAAGAAGUGUCAAGAAUACAAAUGCGAAAAUCCUUUCAAUACAGACGUAGACUUUGAGUUAUUACCUCUCCGUCAGAAAGUAGAAAUACUACGUGCUCUCUGUGACUUCAGGCUAGACGCCGAAGACGUAGAGCAGUCGUUAAGUAAUUUGGACUCGGAUAGCCUGCGAGUCGAACCUUUGGGACAUGAUCGUAAGAAUUCUGCCUACUGGUACUUCUACGGCACUCGACUGUACAGGGAGGAUUACAUUGAUACUUCUAACGGUGCCUCAUACAAGCAGAAAAGUAAGCCACGGGACAAAAAGCGUAAAAGACGACGGAACAGAGUGGCGAAGGAGGAACAGGAAGAGGAGGAGAAGGAGGAAGCUAGUUUAAUAGACAACGAGAGCAAGGGACGAGAGAGCGUUUGGCAAGUGGUUUGUUUCACUCAACAAGACUGGAGCAGACUGGUUGAAAAAUUUCGCGACUCGGAAUACGACACCGAGCGUAAACUUUACCGUACGUUGUCCGAAGACUUCAUGCCGGAAAUACCAAAGUUGUUCGAUUUGAAGGAGAAACAGCAACGGCGCAAACUGUUGCAGCGCAAUAGCUCGCGAGUGCUUCGGAGCCAGGAACCUACCACACAGAUGGACGCAGUCAUGGUCAGGUCCAAGAUUAAGACUAAAACGACCAAAGGGGCGAAAAAGGAGACGCAAAGCUCAAAAGCUGUCUACACCAAGGAGGACACCUCGCCGCCGAUACCGACUCCGCCGAUUCAGAAGAAGGGACGGCAAACGAACAAUUCCUUAGCCUCGGCUGUUGGUCAGAUUGUGAUCCACACUAGGGACGAGGUGCAGGACUUGGAGAAGAAGAAGGGUGUCGGAAAUCAGGGCGAUGGUAAUUACUUGUCGUGCAAUUAUGGGUACAAGUUCGGCUAUUCCUUCGGGAUCGAAGAGGAGGAACGUCGCGUUGGAAUGCACAAAGUACUCGAAAGUGUCAAGGAUCAUACGGACGCCUGGCCGUUCAUUGACCCCGUCGAUGAAGAGUAUGCACCAAGGUAUUAUAGUGUUGUGCGUAGGCCUAUGGAUCUCAGUACUAUGGAGGAGAAACUGGAAGGCGGCUCGUACAAGAGUUUAAGUCAGUUUAAGCGCGACUUCCGACUUAUCGUUGAUAAUUGUAGGCAGUACAAUGGUUCAGAUAACGAAUAUACGGAAAUGGCAGUUAAUCUUAAAGAAGCUUUUGACAAGGCUGUGAAUCGUUAUUUGGAAUCAGAGACGUCCAGUGAUGAAGAUGCUACAUCUCCUCGAUCGUUAGCUGGAACGCCAACGUCUCCGUCUUAUCCGUCACGCCUGUUAUCUUCCUCGCACCACAACGCACGUAAACGUUCGAAGAAAUCCACUAAAAAGUCUAAGUCAUAUAAGCCCGAAAGUAGAGCAAAGUCCAAGAGCGAAAAAGUGGACGAGGAUGAGAAAAGGAGUAAAAGUAUCAAGGUCGCUAAAAAGAAACGAGGGAAGAAAAAGGGUAAGAAGGUGAAAGAGGAAGAGCUGGAUGAGGAUGAGGAGGAGCAGGAAGACCAGGAAAGCGAAGAUGCAGUGUCCGAGACUAGCAUAGCAGCGUCGAAGAGACGGAAAAACGUUGAUGUAAACAAUUUACUUAAAACCAAAAAGCUAUCUUCUAAAGAAACGGAGGAAUUAAAAGCGCCUAAUAAAAAAGCCAGCAAAGAUCGGCACAAACCGAAGAAAGAGUCGGAAAUUGUGCGAUCUGCGAAAGAAACGAAAGAGAAUAAAAAGCGAAAAGAGGAUUUCGAGGAAGAUUAUGAACCUUUGGUGAUCGUGAAGAGCAAGAGCAGGAAAAUAGAAAGGAAGGAACUGGAGGAAACCGGAAUACUGGCGGACAACACGAAGAAGAACGCGAAGAAGAUCGAAGUGGAAGAAAGUGACGCGGUCUUCAAAGAGGAUAAAAAGCAAUCUUCGCACGUGAAAACGAAAAAGAGUCGCAGGAAGGAGAAGGCGAGCUUAAAGACUGCAGCAAAGGCUGAUGAAAAAUCCGACAAGAGCCAUACGAAGGAGAAAGAGAAGAAAUCAAAACAGAAGAACGAAGAACUGAAAAACGGAGAGUUGAAAAGCCAGGCGGAUCCCAAAGAUGUAGAAUUAGAAAGUGCUUUGGAUUCAAAGCAUACUCACGCCUCCAAGAAACUCUCCGCAUUAAUCGGUAAUAAAGAUUUAGAGUCGCUUGAUAGUUUAAAGGAUGUGAUAAGUAAUAGAAGACGCGAGGAGAAGUUGAAAAACGAGAAAGAGAAGCAAAGGAAAGCGGUAAAAAGCGACACUCACGGUGUCUUUUCAAAAAAAGUGCCUUCAAAUGGUAGUACUUUUCAUGACAAUGACAAAGAUAGUGCAAAACGAUCAAAGUCAAAGAAAGGUACGAAGGAAGAUAAGAACACGCUUAACGACGACACGAUCAAGAAGCGAGACUCGGAAAUUAAUGAAAAUAAGAAAGUCGCUCAGGUUAAACAUACCAAAGGACUAGGAGCAGACGAUAGUAUCCUGCGUCAAGCGUUAACUCAAGCGACAGAGAAGACGCUUCAUGAUAUCAACAAAUGGCUGGACGACGCGCCGAAGCUUUCGGGUUUCUCGUCUGGCAGCGACUCGCCGAUGUCUCACAUUCCGGUCGAAUCCAACCGGUCGGGAUCGAAGUUGGAAGCUACGCGCAAGAGACCGAGUUCCAUCAAGAUAUUCGGCCCCCACGGGCCGAGUCGACCGAAGAAGAUACAGCGCACAAUGAACCGUCUGCAGCCCGGCAAGAGCAAGGGGAAUUUGCUGCUGAAGAAACCACUCAACACUCCCAACGCCAACACCAACGACGCGGUCUACGCCGCCAGUGAUAACGACCAGCCGAGCAAGGACAACGACGAGGAGCCGAAACUCAGUCUAGGCACCGUCCUGAAGAAUGUGGACUCCAUUCAGCUGAUUUGCAAGAGCCUGGUGUCAUCGCCGAAUCCCAACCUAUCGAACGACGACGAAGAAGAGGAUCACACGCGCACACCGUCUCGAGCGUCCAGCGUGAAGGAGGAGAAAGCAGCGGGUGCCAAGAGCGCCACGGGAACGUCGAGCACGUCGACGGCGACGGCGAUGGCGGACGAUAAGGAGUCCCGACCAGCCACAGAGGAGCCGCAGAAACCAAAGUCUGCCACGCCGAACCUGAGUGCCUGGUUCAAAGCUUUCGGAGCGCCAAAAUCAAAGAAGAAAGACGACGAGGCGGCGGAAGAGGUCGCGGCGAAGAAGGACGGCGACCUGCAGGAGGUGUUCUGCGGCAGGCAACGACGGAUGAGUACCGGCGGCAGCAGCGUCAGUGAAUCCGUGUCGAGCUUCUCUCAGGAGUCGCCACCGGCGUCGCGCGCCGUCCGUUCGCCGCAGAGCCAGCCGAUGGUUCCGGCGAACGAGCCGCCGAUAAGGGGUGCCGGUUUCUACCAGGACGCAUUGUCCACCGGCAGCAGCCCCUACAACAGCCCGUUUUACGCGACGCCUCCGCGGUACAGCGCGCAGCUGCCGCCCACGCCGUCGCCGCAGAAUCACCCGCUGUCACCGGCUUACCCAUCGUCCGCGUCCUAUGAGCAGCAACCGCCGCCGCCGUAUCCUCAGGUACACCCGCAGCCACCGUUGCCGCCACCGCCGCCGCCGCCGCCGCCGCCAGCGCUGCCGCAUCAGCCGCCGUAUCAGAAGUCCUCGCCGCAGGAGAACUCCAGCGAGACGUACCCGCAAAUGUCGCCGACCUUUCCGCAACGUUCCCCGCAGAGCAGCUUCCCGCCACAGAGCGCCGCGGUCCAAGGCGAUGCUUACUCGGCGCAGAUAGCCGGCGGCAACACUCAGAACCAGUCGCCCGUCUACGCUCAGCAUUCCCCACAGCCGAUGCAGCCAGUCUACCCGCAGCCGUCGCCUCAGACCCCGCCGUCGAAUUACUCACAGCCAUCGCCGCAGCAGCCGCCCACUCCAAAGUACUCGCAGCCGUCGCCGCAGCAGAACGCGGUCGCAAACUAUUCGCAGUCUUCGCCGCAGCCGGUAGCCAAUUACUCGCAGGCGUCUCCGCAACAGCAGCAGCAGCACUCUCCGUACUCGCAGCCUUCCCCGCAGGCGCCGCCCAACUAUUCGCAGGCGUCGCCGCAGCAGCACUCCCCGUACGCCCAGUCAUCUCCCCAGCAAUCCGCCGGCUACUCUCAGCUGUCGCCGCAGCCGCCCGCGAAUUACUCUCAACCUUCGCCUCAGCCGCCGGCUGUGUACUCGCAGCCGUCUCCGCAGCCGCCUCCGAGCUUCUCUCAACCAUCGCCACAGACGCAUUCCACCAACUACUCGCAACCAUCGCCGCAGCCGUUGAACUCGUACCCGCAAGCAUCGCCACAGCCGCGAAACUACUCGCAGCCAUCGCCGCAGCAGAUCCAGAGCUUCUCUCAACACUCACCGCAGACGCAGCCGGCUUAUUCGCAGUCGUCGCCGCAGAACAGCCCGUACUCGCAGUCAUCGCCGCAGUCAUUAACCAAUUACUCGCAGCCGUCGCCUCAGCAACCUACCACGUACUCUCAUCCGCUGCACUCGCCGCAGACCCCGUCCAACUACUCGCAGCUGUCGCCGCAGCAGGCCCCGGCGGCGAGCUACUCGCAGUCCUCGCCUCAGCGGAAGGCGACCUGCCCGCCGCUGGUGCAAACCCCGCAGCAGUCGCCGAGUUACCAGCAACCUUCUCCCCAGCGGCCGCCGAGCUACCCGCAGCUGCAGUCGUCGAAGAACCCAGAGGAAUACUCUACGUCAGCCACGACGUCGACGCCGAGUUAUCCUCAGGGCUUCAAGCAGAACCCCCCCACGUACGUGCAGCAGUCGCCGACGGCGUCGUCGUCCUCGGUGAACGAGCCCGAGCACCAACGGACGGAGUACCUGAAGCCCAAUGCCAACGAGAAGGCCGCGACGUCGGGCGAGCAGCAGAGAAACUUCCCCGUCCAGUCGGAGUCGUCGCUGAACCUCAACGCGAACCACCAGAUCUACCAGUCGACCCCGGGCCAAUACCCGCCGCCGCCACCACCACCGACAUACCCCAACAGCUUCCCCAAUAUCGAGCUCCAGAGGUCCGCUUCACGGCACGGUUGUUCAGAACAGACACAGCAGUCUACGAGCGCGCCGCAAGAGCGAGUCGGCUUCACCGAGAUCAGCGACAGCUUGAACGCGCAGAAGUACGCGCAGCCACGCGGCUUCCUCAACAAGACGUCCAGCAGCGGGGAGCAGCUGGUGGCGCAGGACCAAACGCAGCUGUUAACAUUCCAGCAGAACCUGACGGCGCACGAGUCGCUGUACCAGAGCGGUUUCCAGCCAUCCGGCUACCCUCUGCCGAACUCGAGACCGGUGUACGCUAGUCCUCACUACUUCGACACCGGCGCCAAGCCCGCCAGCGGCAGCGGCGCUGGCGCCGGCGGUAGCGGCGGCACCAGCAGUCCUGCGGCGGCCAGCGGCAACUUGCCACCGGUGAAGAAGCGCGUGUAUAACGAGCCGUCGUCCGGUGAUUCCGGCGGCUCGCGAAGUCUACCACAGGAGAGCGCGGCAACGCGCUCGGCUCAGGAGCAGUUCGAGUUCGAGCCGAUGAUGGCCUUGCCGCAACCAGACACAGUCUCGGCCAGCCAGUUCGACGCCACGUACGUCGGCAGUCUGGCCGACUCGGUGGCGUCGAAUCCAGCGUACGCACGACUGAGCCUCGGCCUGGUGGGCCGGCCGAGCAAGGAGCAGCAGCAGUUGCUGACGAUCCCGCGGCCGCCGGCGACGAAGCCGGAGCACCUCGCUUACGGGCGGGGCGCUGCGUCCGGCGCGGCCGAGCUGGAUCUGAAUCUGCUGCAGAGCCUGCAGAACGCAGCCAAGGGCAGCCAAGGUAUCCUGGCGAUGUCGGCGCGUCGAGGGGCCGACAACGCCGGGUCCACCUCCACGACGUCGUCCAAGCCGAAGAAGAGCAGGAAGAGCAAGCAGCAGCAACAACAGCAGCAGCAGCAGCAGCAGCAACAACAGCAACAGGAGCAGCAGAACGCGGCCGCGACCAGCGUCUCGGCGGCGGCCACCGUCACAUCCACCGUCGGAGCCGACCAGCAGCCCGGUAUCCCCGCGUUCCCGCAGUACGCGGCCGCGUCUGCCGACUCCAUCGGCUUGAAGAGCGCCGCCGCGGUGGUGCCGGCCGCUGGCAGUGCCUUCAACUUCGCCGCGUCCACGAGCACGAGCGGCAGCGCGCCGUUCUACGACAAGGACGCCACCGCCGCGGCGGCGUUCGCCUUCCUGGACGAGUUCCGCAAUCCGACCAGCUACUACAACAUGGCCUUGCGGCAGCAGCAGCAGCAGCAGCAACAGCAACAGCAGCAGCAGCAACAGCAGCAGUCGGUGCCGCCGGUCACGGACGCCUCUCAGUCCGCCUGCAACAAGCUCGCCAAUCAGCCGCCCAGGAACUACGCGCCCCAUCCGUUCCUCCACUCGGCAGCCGCCGCUCAGAGGGCAGCGGCGGCCUACGGCCCGCCGGUCUCCGCUUACGUGACGCCGCAUGGGCCUAACUUGGCCAUGGACCCGACCGCUUAUCAACAGUACAUACAUUCUCUCUACGCUCUUCAGCCGCCACCGCAUCAUCACCGACCGUCUUGGCUUUAGCCGUGACUAACUGAAUCGCUGUGAGCUCCACGAAGUGGAGAGUCGCCUUCAGGAGCCGACGGGAUAUCGGCUCUCUGUGGCUUCCCUUCUUCCGCCGACAGGUCGUGAUGUGACGCGAGCGGCGGAGAACGAGCUGGAAGGACAACUGAUGGCCCAGCUCCGCGUUAUACCAAAUAGCCGGGUGUCUGUUGACGGAUGCGCGUAGGAAAGAAAAAAGAAACAACGGUACGCCCUUUUUACUUGGACGUUUUCACUUUCUUUCGGAAAGGAUAUAUCCUCCUGUCUCGCGACUUGUCUAGGUUUUCUUUUUUAUCGUUUUUUACGCAAUUCUGGUCGUCGUAUUUAGACGUACAUUGUCGCGACAUUGUCUGGGAAUUAGAUGGUGGUUGUUGUAAGUUUCUUUAAACUUGCCCUCCGCUCGACUAGCCUUUUACGAGCAAACGACGAGCGAGCUUUGGCAUUUUUACACUAAAAGAGAGGAAGUCUUUAGCUUCGAUGAUGAGACGAGAACGGUGAAACGGAAAGGAAAGCGACGUUAUAUGUAGCCAUAUGUAAAUAAAGCCUACUUUCGAUGUAGGAAUUUUUGAUAGUUUUCUAAAAUGAGAGACUAUAGCCGGCAGGUUUUUUGAUAGCUCUAAGGCGAGGUCGCUAGCGCCGAGAAUAAGUCGAUUGCACUUCUUCUAUCAAAAGUUCCUCCGUGUUAGCGAGCGCGCGAUAUCGUUUACUUGUCGGUGUGUGUGUGUGUGUGUAUGUGUGUGUGC